Messenger RNA from Dermacentor albipictus, 2456 nucleotides. Its product is annotated as tissue alpha-L-fucosidase-like. Gene Ontology annotation, cellular component: lysosome. Lineage: Eukaryota; Metazoa; Arthropoda; Arachnida; Ixodida; Ixodidae. Gene Ontology annotation, biological process: fucose metabolic process; glycoside catabolic process. The record is from RefSeq and is a predicted model, not a curated record. Gene Ontology annotation, molecular function: alpha-L-fucosidase activity.
CAUGCGCGAGCGAGAACUGAGCACUUCCAUUGAAAGUGUAUGCGUAGCUAGCCGGCUGUCCGCAUCGACGAUGUAAGACUUGUUGCUUUCGUGGCGAUUGUUCAAGACUGCGUCAUACCUGAAAUGCGGAUGUAAAUACGUGUUAGCAUUCACAGCAUUCUGUUGCCUGAGUAUAAGUUCUGCUAAAUGGAGGACACGAGUAAUCAAACGGCCGAGAAAACUACUGGACACGCAUCUCGAGGAUAACCUUUAGACGAACGGUGGCUGGCAUUCACAAAGUCCAGCUAUUCGUUUCACCUGGCAGAUCUUGGACCACUCAAGAAGGAACGGCUUAAUUGUCGAGGUGGAGGAGCUCACCAAUACCGCGAUUCUCAAGAGGCCGAAGCAACUUCUGGGCACGGAUACCACGUGAACCACGUGCCGGACAGCAAAAUGAGCCUGUCUACGGCGUGUCUACUUAUUCUCAUAGUUUGUUGGGCGCUGGCAGGUUUUUCCUCGGCCGGUCGCUACAGCCCCGACUGGCCGUCACUGGAUACUCGGCCUUUGCCUUCGUGGUUCGACGAGGCCAAGAUCGGCGUGUUUAUCCACUGGGGCGUGUACUCGGUGCCGGGCUUCGGGAGCGAGUGGUUCUGGUGGAACUGGCGCGAAGGAGAUCCCGCGCACGAGGAGUUCAUGAGGCGCUACUACAGGCCGGACUUCAAGUACCAGGACUUCGCUCCGCAGUUUAGGGCCGAGUUCUUCGACCCCGACCGCUGGGCCGACAUUUUCGCGAGGUCGGGUGCGCGGUACGUGGUGCUGACAAGCAAGCACCACGAUGGCUUCACCCUGUGGCCCUCGAACGUCUCGUGGAACUGGAACGCCCAAGAUGUGGGGCCACAUCGGGACCUGGUCGGGGACGUGGCCGAUGCCGUCAGGCGCCGCGGAGGGAUGCGGUUCGGCCUGUACCACUCUUUGAUGGACUGGUUUCACCCGCUCUUUCAGGCCGACAACGCGACGGGGUUUUCGACUGCUUCGUUUCCGCCAGCCAAGACUCUUCCGGAACUCCUGGAGAUCGUGAAUAGGUACCGUCCAGACAUUGUAUGGUCCGACGGAGACUGGCUAGCGCCGGACACUUACUGGAACAGCACGUCUUUCCUCGCCUGGCUGUACAACGACAGCCCCGUUCGCUCCACUGUUGUGGUGAACGACCGCUGGGGCAAAGGUGUUUCAUGCAAGCAUGGCGAUUUCUUCAAUUGCGAGGACCGGUUCAAUCCGGGCGUGCUACAGCCGCACAAGUGGGAAAAUUGCCUGUCUCUCGACAAAUACUCUUGGGGCUACAGACACCAUGCAACCCUCUCGGACUACCACACCAUCCACGAGAUCCUCGAUAUUCUAGCCAGCACAAUCAGUUGCAAUGGUAACCUUCUCGUCAACGUAGGCCCAACCAAGGAAGGCGUCAUUUUGCCUGUUUUUGAAGAGCGGCUAACUCAGUUGGGAAAGUGGCUUGCGGUCAACGGCGAAGCCGUCUACGGAUCUAAGCCCUGGAAGCACCAGAACGACACGGCCACGCCGCACGUCUGGUACACGGCCAAGUCUAACGUGCUCUACGUGUAUGUGAUGAGGUGGCCCAAAAACGAGCAACUCGUCUUGGACUCACUGGAAAUGUCUCCGUAUGGCAGCAUUACCAUGCUGGGGCUUGCUGCCAAACAUCGGUUUACGUGGAGAGCAGCUGAUUUGGUCGGAGACGGCGCAAGCAAGCGAACCCAUAAAAGGGGCACAAUAGUCACCUUUCCCAAGCUGACGGCAGACAAGCUGCCCACUCCGUGGGCGUGGGUGUUGAAAGUCCAAGGCGCUCGUUAAAUCUUGAUUUACGGAAAUGCUUGUCGAGUGCCCAAAUAAUUAAAUAAUGCCGUAUCAAUUCGUCGUCUCAUUGAAUGCAGGAAUGAUACCCUCUGUCACUCGCCAUAUAGUAAGAACACCGUGUGAGGAAUUCACAUGUCCACCUUUUUUACGACAUCAGGGUUUUAGUUCGCGUGGGGCCGCCACGUGGCCUAGUGACCUUAAAGUUUGGAAAAUUAUCGCGGUGACGUAUAGUGAUUAUGCCAGCAAGAUAAAAAUAAAAGAACUCAAAGCUAUCCCUGCACACAGAAAUUCACCACAAAGCUUGUAUCACCGGCGUUAUCGGGGUUGUUGAUAAAAAGUAGCCGUUCGUCGGCUGGAAAUUAUUUAUCAUUCUAAGAGCGUUUAGAAUCGACACUGCAAGCACAGUGAUGAUUGAUUCUGGGCUUUUCAGAGGUUUCCCGAAAUGCAGCCACAAUUAUUUUAAUUACUACGAAAUUGACGGGCUGAGAAAAUCUUCGGAAGCCUUCCGCCGCAGCUUUUCUUCAGUCGGACCACAUUCUAUAUUUGUUCUGAAGACUUAGCAAUACAACGUCGCGCAGCCUCUAUGAGAAAUGUCAUCGUGGACAGCUGAUGAU